Messenger RNA from Trichosurus vulpecula (common brushtail), 210 nucleotides. RefSeq names its product 40S ribosomal protein S28-like. Gene Ontology annotation, biological process: maturation of SSU-rRNA; ribosomal small subunit assembly; translation. The transcript has a single exon. Lineage: Eukaryota; Metazoa; Chordata; Mammalia; Diprotodontia; Phalangeridae. The record is from RefSeq and is a predicted model, not a curated record. Gene Ontology annotation, molecular function: structural constituent of ribosome. The coding region runs from base 1 to 210 and encodes 69 amino acids. Gene Ontology annotation, cellular component: cytosolic small ribosomal subunit; ribosome.
AUGGACACCGGCUGCAUGCAGCCAAUCAAGCUGGCUCGGGUCACCAAGGUACUGGGCAGGACCGGUUCUCAGGGCCAGUGCACCCAAGGGCUCGUGGAGUUCAUGGACAACACAAGGCUGUCCAUCAUCCACAACAUGACAGGCCUGGUACAGGAGGGGGACAUGCUCACCCUGCUGGAGUCGGAAUGGGAGGCCGGAAGGCUUCGGUGA